Epinephelus lanceolatus (giant grouper) is the source of this 4181-nucleotide messenger RNA. RefSeq names its product vitellogenin 3, phosvitinless (gene vtg3). Gene Ontology annotation, biological process: cellular response to estrogen stimulus; response to estradiol; lipid transport. The record is from RefSeq and is a predicted model, not a curated record. Lineage: Eukaryota; Metazoa; Chordata; Actinopteri; Perciformes; Serranidae. Gene Ontology annotation, molecular function: lipid carrier activity; protein binding.
CCAACUCCUCAGUUUCAACAUGAAAGGGCUCCUCUUCUGCUGCCUUGUGGCCCUGGCCACAUGUCAAAGUGUCCGAUACGAGCUCAGCCUGAACCCAAAGAAAACCUACGAGUACAGAUAUGAGGGAAUGGUGAAUUUUGGACUCGGGAUGCCAAACCUUGCUGAAUCUGGUGUGAGAAUAACGUGCAAGCUCAAGAUCGCUGGUGUGUCUGAACGAACAUUCCUCCUUCAGCUUUCAGAUUUGGCCUUCGAGGAGUUCAAUGGCUUCCCGGGGAAAAACAGCUUUAAUGCUUCCCCAAAGCUCACCAAGCAUAUUGCUGCCCAUCUCAUCAAACCCUUCAUGUUUGACUAUGCUGGUGGACACGUUAGUAACAUCAAUGCCGCUGCUGAGAUUCCUGACACGAUUGUCAACAUUGUGAGAGGGAUACUGGGUUUGUUCCAAGUCACUCUGAAGACCACACAGAGGGUCUAUCAGCUCGAAGAGGCUGGCAUCCAUGGCAAGUGUCAGAGUAACUAUGCAACUGAAGAAAACGGGGAAACAAAGGAAAUGACCAUCACUCAGGUUGUGGAUGUCAUUAACUGCAAGGAGAGAGCAGCCAUGUAUAGAGGAAUGGCCACUGCUGUGCUCGAUGAAGUUGCCAAGCAGAGAGGGGAAUCUGUCAUUUCAACAGUGAGAUAUGUUUACACAGUCAAGCCAACAGCAGAGGGAGGCCUCAUUACCAGGGCUCAUGGCCUGGAGCAGCAGCAUUUCAGUCCCUUCAAUGUGAAGGGCGGCAGUUUCAAGAUGCAAGCCGUGAAGGAAAUAGUGCUGCUCGGCGUGAGUGACACAGCGAGAGCCGUCACGUUUGGGCCAAUGGAAAGCAAGGGCAACCUUGUUUACAAGUUUGUCAGCUCAGAAGUUAAUGUCCCCAUUAUGAUGCAGAGCCUAGAAGACCCAGUGCCAAAGGCUAUUGAGCUGGUCAAGCAUCUGGCUGAGGUUAAUCGCUACCAGAUUGACAGUGCAACUACAGAGGAGGCUAUAAAGCUGUAUCAACUCCUGCGAGCGAUGCCUUAUGAGGGAUUGGAGGAUAUGUGGAAGCAACUUGCAGGAAAUGAAGAGCAUAGACGUUGGUUUUUGGACAUGGUUGUUGAGGUCAAUGAUGCCAGAAUCCUGAAUUUCCUGGAAGCGAGGUUCCAGGCUCAAGACAUAUCUGCAAGUGAAGCUCUGCAAACCCUUUUGCUGUCCAUUAACCAUCUCAAGGCCAUUCCUGAUCUGGUUGAGAUGGCUAAAAUGUUCCUCAGCAUGCCCUUUAGCAAAUCCAGCAUCUAUCUGUGGCAUACAGUGGUGCUUUCCUAUGGCUCUCUGGUGUACAAGCACUGUGCCUAUUACACACCUUGUCCAGUAUCUGCUGUGCAGCCACUGCUGGACAUGGCUGUGGAAAGUCUGAGGAAUGGCAAUGAGGAAAACAUGGUCAUCGCUCUGAAAGCUCUGGGGAACGCAGGUCAUCCAGGCAGCAUUAAAACAAUCAUGCGCUUCCUCCCCGGAGUUGCUGCCACCCCUGUGGAUCUUCCACCUCGUGUGCUGAGUGCUGCCGUGCAGUCUAUGAGACUCAUAGCUGCCAGAGACCCUCACAGUGUCCAAGACAUCACCUUGAAUCUGUUCGUGCAGAAGAACCUAACCACUGAGAUACGCAUGCUGGCCUUCAUGAUCUUGUUUGACACUAAGCCAUCAAUGGCUCUAGUGUCCACAGUAACUGGACAUCUACAGGAGGAAAAAGACCUCCAUCUUGUCAGUUUUGCAUACUCCUACUUGAGAAGCAUUGCCAGAUCCAGUACGCCAAACAACCAAUUCCUCUCAACUGCCUGCAGCGUAGCCGCGAAAAUCCUGGCCCCUAAAUUCGGUCGUCUCAGCUAUCACUACAGCAAAGCAGUGCGCAUGGACUGGUUUAAUGAUGAUUUCCUUAUCGGUACUGCUGCUGAAGUCUUCAUGCUGAGAAGUGCAACAAACAACUUCCCCACUGAAAUCAUGUUGAAAGGAAAAUUUUACUUCAUUGGUAGAAUUCUGCAGCUUCUGGAGAUUGGUGUCCGUGCUGAAGGACUUAAGGAGCUGCUUGACACCGGCAUCCCUAGUUUUAAAGGAGAUCUUAGUUUCAGUGACUUCCAGGCUAUUCUAAAUGUGCUUCAAAACUGGGAAAUUCUGCCCAAUGAUAAGCCCAUCCUGUCCGCCUAUUCUCGCGCGUCUGGACAAGAGUGCUUCUUUGCUGAUCUUAACAAAGCAACCAUUCAGGACAUCAUCAUGGCUCUUAGUCCUUCUGCAGGGAAAGAGAGCCCUCUGUGGGCUGUGAUCGAGAAUCUACAGAAGGGGGUGUCAUGGCAUCGGACAAAGCCGUUCUUAAUCUUUGAGGUUCGCUACUUCCAAGCUACCACCCUUGGUCUCCCCCUGGAGAUUAGCAAAUAUUACGAAACCAUCAAUGGGAUAACAGUUAAUGCCAAAGCCACAGUAAAUCCACCACUGACUGAACAUCUUGGACAACUGUUGACUUCUGACAUUUCACUGGAGUCUGAUGGUUUUAUUGGUUUCACAAAGGAUUUUUGGGUUUUCUAUGGGAUCAACACAGAGCUGUUCCAGUGCGGUACUGAGCUUAAGAGCAAAUCGCCCAUUGCUAUCCCGUGGAACUUUGCUGUCAAGAUUAAUGUCAGAGAGAAGAAGUUUCAACUCGACAUUCCUUCAUGCAAAAAAGAGUUUGAACUCUUUUCAGUCAGCUCCAAUGUGUACGCAGUCUCCAGGAACAUUGAAGAGCCAGCUUUGGCUAAAAUGACUCCAAUAAUGCCCACAGCCAUUGAUUCCAAUCAUGAAGUCGUCCGCAAGGACCCCACAGUUGUGAGGCCUGAGUCAGAUGAGAUCCUGGCAGCAAACACCUGGCAUCCAAUAUCCAAAAUGUGUACCAAGAGUAACAUUUAUGGAGCUGGUCUGUGUGUGGAGUCUGAGUUAAGGAGAGAGUAUUAUCACGAGGAAUACCCCCUCUACUAUUUCCUGGGAUACACCCACAUGGCAUUCAAAGUAGUCCCAGCACAGGCAAUCAAAGCUGUUGACAAAAUCCACUUUGAGGUUAAUGCUGGCCCGAGCAGAGACCCAAUGAGUGCACGCCAACUGCUUGAGACUCUGAGGAGGCUUUCCAAGGAAGCCACCCAGCGAGUAAAUCUGACCUCUGAUUCAGCCUCGAGCGUCACAGAAUCUCCUCACAGCCGUCGUGACAACAUAAUGGAGGGUUCGGACUCAACACCUGAAGCUGUGUUCAAUAUCAAAGCAUUGGCCAUGAGUGGCAACCAGAAGCCCGAGGGUUAUGAUGCAGCCUUCUACUACACACCUGAGGCAAACAUUCAGAACACCCAGCUGAUUGUGUCCCAGGUCGGGGAAGACACCAACUGGAAGAUGUGCGUUGACACCACUGUGGAUGCCCAUGACGAGGCAAAGGCACACAUUAGAUGGGGAGCUGAAUGUCAGUCCUAUAAAAUGUCAAUGAAAUAUGCAACUGCACAUCUGCCUGGCUCCAAGCCAACACUCAAGGCCAAAGUGCACUGGACCAGGAUCCCGGAGAGCAUGGCGGAGACGGGCAGAAGAAUUGAAAGCUACGUCCCAGGCAUGGCUUUACUUCUCGGCUUCUACCAGCAGCAUGAGAGAAAUGCCGGGCAGGAGGUUUCUGCAUCAGUUGUUGCCGCCUCAGCAGACAGCGUCGAUGUGAAGAUUAAAUUCCCAGAGUACACAGUCUACCGCCAGGCUAUUCCGGUUCCUCUGCCACCUACCAGCUCUCUGGAGCUUCAGCCCAACAUCACAAACACCACAAUAGGCAGCUUUGGACGUGCAUAAAAACAUAAAGACAACAAAGCCCAGAUGGGAGCCAGAUGCCUCUUUUCACAGUGAUAACGCCACAACCAAAAUCUCACCACCAUGAUGAAAGUGAGGAUCAUAAAAGAUGCAUCAGUAAUCCGUCAGAUGUCACCAGUUUGGAAAUAACCUGUGAAGGUCCUGAUUUAUUCAUCUGAAAUCCUGUUAAUAUUUGAAGGCCCUCUUUUAAUGAAAUAUUGUGUAAAUUCAUGCUUCUGCCCCAAAAUAUUGUAGCUUCAUAACACAGGAUUCACUAAAACCUGUUUCAGCAAGUUUUGUUUUUCCUCUCUGAUCCUGUCAAUAUAAAUCUGUGCUC